AUGACCUUUCUUCAACGCCUUCUACUCAACCAGAAAUCCAACCCCAAGCUCCUCCACGACCGGGAGAUAAUGACGCACGCCUUUGGAAACAUCACAGCUGGAAGCGAUACCACAGCCACGGCCAUGCGAUCUAUCGUCUACCACGUACUCAAGAACCCAGACGUAUGUGCCAAGCUGCUCCAUCCGUCGGUCGGCAUGCUGUUGGCGCGGACGGUGCCUGCUGAGGGCGCACAACUGUGCGGUUACCAAAUCUCCGGAGGAGUCGAAGUUGGUCUCAACCCAUGGGUUCUUCAUCGAAACCCUGAGAUUUAUACGGACCCGGAUGGCUUCUGGUUGGAUAGAUGGUCACCGUCUGUCUCAGAUGAGGAACGGCUGCGAGAGAUGAACCGUGCCUUCUUCACCUUUGGACACGGUUCUCAUACGUGCAGUGGCAGAUGGAUUAGCAUCAUGGAGAUGACCAAGUUGAUUCCAACUCUAUUGCUGCAUUCUAAUAUGGAAUUGGUAGAUGACGGAAAGACGUACGGAUUCGAUGAUUAUUGGUUCAUGAUGCAGGAAGGGUUGUCUGUCAAGUUUUGA
Ilyonectria robusta is the source of this 576-nucleotide messenger RNA. RefSeq names its product cytochrome P450. Lineage: Eukaryota; Fungi; Ascomycota; Sordariomycetes; Hypocreales; Nectriaceae. Bases 1 to 576 code for a protein of 191 amino acids. The record is from RefSeq and is a predicted model, not a curated record. Gene Ontology annotation, molecular function: heme binding; iron ion binding; monooxygenase activity. The transcript has 2 exons.